CACUUUGAAUGUCGUUUAGACAAUUAAACACCCGUAAAACUGUCUGCUCAUUGAAAGCUCAGGAUUACUGCAAAGAGAAGAAUGGAGAUGAGUGAGGAGAUUUAUGCAAAUGUAGAAGUUACAGAAGACAAUCAAGUGGAUUCCAGUGACAGUCAGAACUCACAUGAAGAUAUUUAUGUGAAUGAGGACAAAGCGGAGACCCAGAGGGCCAGAAGCUUCAAGCAAUCCGAGAGCUCAGUUACAGGAAUCAACCCCGCAUGGAUGAAAUGUUACAGACUGACUGCAGUGUGUGUGGUGUUGCUGUGUGUUCUACUGCUGAUUGCUGUCACAGUGUUGUGGAUCAAAUUCAACACCCUGACUAAAGAGAGAGACCAGUUACAGAAGCAAAAAGAUGAAUUUCAAAAACAAUAUAUGGGAUGGACUUAUUUCAGUUCCAGUUUGUACUACAUCUCGCAAAUAAAGAAGAGCUGGACUGCGAGCAGACAGGACUGCAGAGAGCAAGGAGCAGACCUGGUGAUCAUAAAGAGCGGAGAGGAACAGGAGUUUAUCCUGAACUUGCUGGGCAGCAGCAGAAGGGCUUGGAUUGGUCUGAGUGACAGAGACACAGAGGGAGAGUGGAAAUGGGUGGAUGGUACACCACUGACCACUGUGUACUGGUUUGAUGGGGAACCGAAUGAUGAUCGUGAUGAGGACUGUGUUGAGAUUUUGGGUAGUUCAGUUUGGAAGAGCUGGAAUGACUUGCCAUGCUCAAAAAUUCAAUUAUGGAUCUGUGAGAAAAGGGUUUUUUCAUAA
Neoarius graeffei (lesser salmon catfish) is the source of this 792-nucleotide messenger RNA. Its product is annotated as CD209 antigen-like protein C. Bases 82 to 792 code for a protein of 236 amino acids. The record is from RefSeq and is a predicted model, not a curated record. The transcript has 5 exons. NCBI's taxonomy places the organism in Eukaryota, Metazoa, Chordata, Actinopteri, Siluriformes, Ariidae.